CGCUGACAGACAGGUGUGUGGAGGAACAGGUAGCUUGUUUUGUACGACUCAUGUCAGAGCAACAGGUUGAAUGUUUGUUGGCGCUGCACUUGUGAUGGGGAGAGAGCUUUGUGCGGGGAGUCCGCAACGACAGGAAUGUUCCAGAGUCCAGACCUGAGAUGCUGGAUCCCUCGGAGAAACUGAUUCUGGAAUGUUGUGGAGCGAAAGGCCUGAGAUGGACUGAAGAGAAGGGAGACUGGAAAACAGAGGGAGGGGCGAAGGGAGACAAUGUGCAAAGGGAAAGGCAAACAUGCUGCAUAGGACACAACAAAUGGAGAAUGAAUGGAGGUAGAGAAUCACUUCGUAAGUUGAUGACAGUUAAUGACAGCAAGGGGGAAAAUAGAAAUGAUAUGCACAGAAGUUGGAAGGACAAGACAGAUGUCUCUGGGAUGUUGUCAGUUGCAGAAAAAGAGGGUGAAAUUGCACAAAGGGAGAGGGAAAAUAAUCUCUGGCCUAUCUUUCUGUGGCUGUUGUCCCUGAAGAACAUCAGUGAACAAAAGAUGAAAAGGCAGAACAUCAUGAGGAUGAGGUGGCGUCAAAUUCUUUUCUGGUUACCUCUCCUCUUCCUCAGCCUCUGUCCCAAACCUGCUUCAUCACAGGGACACUUCCCACGAAUGGAGAACAUUGCUGCCUUUAAACCUGUGUCAACCUCGCCACCUCGUUACACCUGUGGCUUUCCAGAGCGGAGCAGCUACUGUCAGUCACCUUCUUCUCAGGCUGAACUGCUCACGUGUUAUCAGGCCUUCUGUGUCCAAGAGUGUCCCUAUAGAUCCUCCACACCUCCGUAUGCUCCGCUGCUGCUGGCUGCACACAGGGGUACCUGUGUAACUGAAGACACUAAUGACACUCGUCCUGGUACUCAGAGAGAAGCUGGAACCUCUAACAGUUUCGAUGGGAUUUCUAGUGAAUCCGGCAGUUUGUUGUUUCAGCCAGGCCAGGAUGGGUGCCUGGUCACUCCCCCUUCACAGAAACUUGGAGCAAUGGGUUCCCUCACCUUGGCAUUGUGGAUAAAACCAAGCUCUGCUAGAGAAAUGAAGCUCCUGGAGAAAAGUUCAGAGCAGCGGCUGUUUUUUUCUCUGACCAUGUCUGGGGAGGCUAUCAUUCUGCGGUAUGGUCAGUCCAACAAUCAGACUUCUAUGAACAGCUUUAGAACAGAGGGCAGACUAGGACUGGAGAGGUGGACACAUCUUGUUGUGCAGAUCCAUGACAGACAUGCAAGUCUUUUCCUGGAUGGCCUCGAAGAGGAUGGAACACCAUUUGACACACAACAACUGACCACCAGGCUUUCUGAUGUCAAUGAGGAUGGUGACAUGUGGGUGGGACUCAGCUCUAAGGGGUCUAAUCAGUUCAUUGGACGAAUGCAGGACUUUAGAUUUUAUCCUACCACUUUGACUAACAGGGAAAUAGUAGAGCUGUAUUCAGGAGUCCUCCCUGAGCUCCAUGUCCAGUCUGAGUGUCGAUGUCCUUCCACUCACCCAAGGGUGCACCCUCUAAUUGAGAGAUAUUGUAUCCCCAAUGCGGUUGAGGACACCACCAAUGACAGAGUCUUAAGACUGAACCUUAAUGCCCAUCCACUAAGUUAUAUCAACGAUCAGGACAUGGGCACCACAUGGGUAUCUAAGAUCAUGACUGCACAGGAACUGGAUGAAGGAGUCACUAUUACAGUGGAUUUGGCUAAUGGACAGUACCAGGUAUUUUAUGUUAUUGUUCAGUUUAGUGGCUUCAUGCCUGAGUCAGUUGUGAUCCAGAGAAGAAAGGCUGACCUCACAGACACUGAGAAUAACACCAACACAGAGCAGCCAUGGCUGGACUGGCAGUAUAUGGCCAGAAACUGCAGUGUGUUUGAAAUGGAGAACAACGGGCCUUUACUAAGACCAGACUCAGUCAACUGCUUGCAGCUGUCCAGUGACAUGCCCUUCUCAGGAGGUAACAUCACAUUCAGCCUGCUGACCCCUCAGCCACCCCUGAGGCCAGGUUACAAUGACUUCUACAACACACCUAUCCUACAGGAGAUGGUACAAGCUGCCCAGGUCAGAAUACAUAUGAGUGGACAAUACCACACCAGAGCAGUUGGAGUGAACCAGCGACAUAGAUCCAUUGGCAUCAGUGAAAUCACCAUCAGUGGCAGGUGUGAGUGUCACGGCCAUGCGGACCAUUGUGAUACCAGUGUGACACCAUACAGAUGCCUGUGUUUGCCAGAGAGCCACACAAAGGGGAACAAUUGCGAAAGCUGUGCACCACUCUACAAUGACAAGCCAUUCAGGUCAGGUGAUCAGCUCCAGCCUAUGAACUGCCGACCUUGUCAGUGUCACGGCCACGCCCUCUCCUGUCAUUAUGAUGUCUUAGCUGAUGACCAUCCAGAUGAGCAUUAUCGAGGAGGAGGAGGUGUCUGCGACAACUGCAUGCACAACACCACAGGUAAGAACUGUGAGCAGUGUAUAAGUGGGUUUUUCAGGCUCGAGGACCGUGAUCCCACUUCAGUUGAUGUGUGCCAGCCUUGUGACUGUUACACUCCUGGAACGGUCAACGGCAGAAUGGACUGUGUGCAGAUAGGAGGUCAGUGUCACUGUAAAGCUGCAGUAACAGGCCGUCAGUGUGCAGACUGUUUGCCUGGUUGGUUUGGUCUCACAGCCUCAAAUCCAAAUGGUUGCAGUUCCUGUAACUGCAAUGACAUGGGCGUCAUGAGAACCUCUACAGGGGCAGUUUCCAGCUGCAACCGUUACACAGGACAGUGCCUUUGUAAACCCCAUGUCACAGGCCUUUCAUGUGACCACUGUGAGUUUGGUUAUUGGAACCUUUCCCACCCAGACGGCUGCGUGCCAUGUGACUGUGACCCUCUGGGUUCCCUCAGUCCAUUCUGUGAACCUGAGGGGGGCCAGUGUGAGUGCAAACCUGGAGUCGGUGGCCUGCGAUGUCACUCAUGCGGUAGAGGCCUGUUUGGUUUAAGGCUGGAAGGAUCCUGUGCCCCCUGCGACUGCUCACAGGAGGGGACAGUACCCGGGACAGACUGUGAUCCUUACACAGGGCAGUGUGUGUGUAAGGAACAUGUAGAAGGCCGUCGCUGUGAUUCUUGCCGUCAUGGUUUUCACACCCUGGAGCAGCGAAACUCUCUGGGCUGUCUGCCGUGUGUGUGUGACAUCAGUGGAACGGUUUCAGGGGGUGUGUGUGAUAUGCAGACCGGACAGUGCCCAUGCAAGGAGGGAGUAGAGGGAGUGCAGUGCACCAACUGUGCUCACAACUACUAUAACCAGACUUUAGACGCUGAGAAGGGUUUGUCCCACGGCUGUGUACCCUGUAUGUGUCACCCUAAAGGAACAGUCAGCGGGUCAGUCUGCGACAGUGCCACAGGUCAAUGUGUUUGUAUCCCAACACGCUAUGGAAAGGACUGCAGUAGCUGCCGACCUGGCUACUACUUUUCUCCGGAUCAGGAUAUAUGUUUGGAAUGUGACUGCCACCCCAUUGGAGCGUUGCAUCGCAGUUGUGAAAGCCAGACUGGACAGUGUGUGUGUGCCCAUCCCUCAGUGGGAGGCCGACGUUGUGACCAGUGUCAUGAGAUGUUUUUUGGAUUCAACCCUGGUCUGGGCACAUGCCAUCCUUGUGCAUGUGAUCCAGUGGGGAGCAUCAAUGGUUCGUGCCAUCCGGACACAGGGAUCUGUGCAUGUAAGCUGUUGGUAACUGGAGAUAAAUGUGAUUUAUGUCAACUUGGGGCAAGUCAUUUCGAUCCUGGGAACCACUUUGGCUGCACUAAAGCACCCUCCCAGCAGCCUGCACCAGUAGGUGUUGCACUCAGUUACUCAUCUAUUCGUCUUUCUUGGCAUCCGCCGGACUCCCCAAACUCUCACAUACUCAACUACACACUCAUUAGGGAUGGACAGUCAGUGCAUACUGUCCAAAGUCGCUAUCCUUUUAGCCCUGAAUCUUUUGAAGACAUUAGUCUGUCUCCCUUCACCAACUACUCUUACUGGCUUAUAACAGCUAACGUAGCUGGUGCGACAACAAGUGCAUCAGCUUCAUAUCAAACUUUAGGUGCACCACCUGAAGCAGACCAGCUCCAUUUAAAUCUUGUGGGAAGACCAGGUCCAACUAGUGCUAGCUUUAACUGGAGCACACCACGAAAUAAUACAGGCCCAGUGGAGAGGUUUGUGUUAUCCUCCAUGGAGUCAUCUAGUGAAGCAGAGCCUGCCAUUCACUACACAGGCUUAUCUACAGAAGCUGCAGCAAGUGGUUUAAAGCCCUUCACCCAAUAUACUGUAAUACUAGAGGCGUGUUCUUCUGGGGGGUGCACUUCUAGCCCACCGCUGUCUCUUCUGACAGCCUCUGCCCCCCCACAAAACCAGCCCCCUCCUAGAAUCACUGCCAUAGGACCUCAUACUCUGCAUGCUUCUUGGGAGCCCCCCAGUGAGCCUAAUGGUGUUAUCACAAAGUAUGAGGUCUUUCUUCAUGGGCCAGUGGAGUCACAGAACCUUUCGAGUCUUGCUAUUGAAAAGAGAGUGUUUUUCAGCUCUGGUUGGCUGGAUCCAAGUGUCUCCUUAAGUUCCAACCCAGCCAAUAAAAGCAUAAUGUCACCCCCUGAGACCAGUACUAAUGUAACUGGUCUAGAGGCUUUUUCAACAUACCAGAUGAGAGUUGUAAGCACCAAUAUUGCAGGAAGUUGUACAUCUGGGUGGACCUCAGCACGCACCAUGGAGGGAGUGCCAGAGUUUAUGGCUCCUCCAGAAGUGUACGCACUGUCAUCCACCAGUCUUAAAGUAACCUGGAGCACUGCUGAAGACCACGGGGUCAUCGCCAGAGGACUGGUGACAGAAUAUCGGGUCAACCUGCUCACCGAACAGACCAACAAUCCAUAUGCCCCUCCGGUUAUUAGUCAGGUGUUGCAUAGAGUGGGCCCAUCAUCACAGCCAGUUUACGUAGUGAAAGGAUUGAAACCUUAUCACGUGUACAACUUCACUGUCACACUCUGCACAAAAGCAGGUUGCAUUACCAGUUUGCCAAGCACUGGAUGGACCUUACCAGCAGCACCUUCAGGACUGUCUUCACCUCGAUUAUAUCCAGAAAAUGAAACUACCAUUCAGAUAGAGUGGGACCCCCCAGCCCAACUUAAUGGGCCAUACCCUCUAUAUCAGGUGGAAAGGUCAGAUGUCUCUCUCUCUGACCCACAAGAUCCAGUUGUCAGAGGAACAAGAUUUUCUGGAAACAGUUACUAUCAGUUCCCCAGUGACAUCCUUCCCAGUAACACCGAUUUUACAGGUGUUGAGCUGAGUUUUAAGACUCGGGCCCCUGAUGGCCUGCUACUCUGCAGCUUCUCUCCAGGAAAUCAGGAAGAGUUUUUAGCUGUUCAGAUAAAAAACGGACGCCCCUACUUUUUGUUUGACCCACAGGGUUCAGCGGUGGCUGUGAGCGUACAGGGUGAUGGAGGGCGCCGCUACAAUGAUGGACAAUGGCAUAGUAUUAGAGCAACGAGGCAAGGGGCCGUGGGAACAAUCGUUGUAAACGAUCAAUACAGAGGAAGUGCAACAGCUUUAAGUGGUAGCACAAUGAUUGGUGAGAACAUGGGGGUAUUCAUUGGAGGGCUGCCAGAAAAUUUUAUUCUACUAAGACAGGAUUCAGGAGAUGCCAAACUUGUGCGAAAGCGCUUCUCUGGUUGCCUCAGAGAUGUGAGUUUUAAGAUUUCCGACAGCCCCUCAGAGGAAUGGCAAAUUCUUGACUGGGCAAAAGCCACAAAGAAAGUUGCAGUGUAUGAAAGCUGGGAGGGAUGUCCUCUUCAAACUGUGGAUGGAGCCCAUUUUCUGGGUCAUGGUUACUUGGAAUUAGACUCAGGUGUAUUUACCGGAGGACAGAUCUUUGACAUUUCUAUGGACUUUAGGACCGAUCAGCUGAAUGCGCUGUUGCUCUUCACAUACAACACACAAACUGAAGACUUUAUGCUGGUGGAGCUGGAAGCUGGUCUCUUGUCCUUCAUUCUCUCCUCUGAAGGUCAUGUGAUUGAACUCAGCAUGUGGGUGGGGCUUAGCUACUGCGAUGGAGACUGGAAACAACUGUCAUUGGCAAAGCGUGGCUCGCUUAUCUCAGCUGCCGUCAAUGACUGGGCGGAGGAAGCAAGGGGAAUGGGAGGAGCAGUGACGCUGAGAGUUGAUUCACCAUUAUAUUUGGGGGGCGUGCCACCAGAGCUCAUACAUUCUGCUCUAAACAGGCGAAGUCACAAACAUGGUCUAGGAGGGUGUUUAAAGGAUCUUACUAUAAGAAGUGGUAACAGAAACUCUUCUAUCAGCCAGAGUGUUAAUCUCUCUGUUGCCUCACGCCGUUCUGUCAGAGUCUACUUAGAUGGUUGUCCUACCAGCGAAAGCCGGUACAACUGCAGAGGAAACGAUUCAGUCCUGGUGUACAGUGGAAAAAAGACUCAAGCCACAGAUUAUAAUCUACAGCCUUUCACUGAGUACUUGUACAGGUUUGUGGCCUUGACUGCAGGAGGCUGGGCAGCCGGACCUUGGGAAAGAGGACGCAGCCGAGGCAAAGUACCUACAUCUGUACCACCUCCAAUAAAGGUUCAGAGUUUAACCGCCUACAGUGCCAAGGUGAGCUGGGUGCCACCCACUGGUGACAUAAGGGGACUGAUUGACAGAUAUGAGCUAAAGGCCUACUACAGAGACUACCGAGAACUACCACCUGUCAGAGCCACAUUCCUGGCUAAUGGAAACUUCACAGGUGUGCUGUCGGGUCUCACGCCAUCUACACGGUACAUUGUCACCGUGAGUGCCUGUACUCCUGUUGGUUGCACUGAGAGCCUUCAUAACGACAAUGGUGAUAAUGAUUUGAGAUGGAGUCUCACAACCCCAGAGGAAGCUCCUGAUGCGGUGUCUCCUCCAGCUGCAGUCUCAUCCCCCACAGCACUUUAUGUUAACUGGGAACCUCCAGCAAGGCCCAAUGGAGGCAUUACAGAGUACCUCCUCUAUCACAACAACCAAAUGGUCUACAGAGGGAAAAACAGACAACACAACAUCACUGGUCUUGGUGUAUACACCGCUCAUGUCCUGAUAUUGAGUGCAUGCACUUCAGUGGGUUGCACCAACAGUUCACAAGUUACAAUGCUGACUUCACAGCUUCCUCCUGGACCUCUGCAGGCACCAACUCUUACCCCGCUAGACUCUCGAACUAUUUUUGUAGAGUGGUCACAUCCCUCUAAGAUAAAUGGUGUUUUGGAGUUUUAUUUGAUCUUCCUGUCUCAUGACAGUGGAGAGCCUGUGCUAGCCUAUAACAGCUCUGAAGUUUUUGAAGACUACACGCUCCGCAGCCUAACCCCUGGAACUCUUUACACCAUCACAGUAGCUGCUUGUACAGGUGGUGGAUGUACUUUAAGUCCACCAAGCCAGGCUCAGACUGAAGAGAGCACCCCCGAAAAUGUCCCUGCACCACUGGUCACUCCUUUGUCCCCCAAUGCGCUCAGUGUCAGCUGGACUCCUCCUGACACUCCGAAUGGUAUUAUAACUAGCUACGGUCUCUGGCUGGAUGGAGUUCUCAUUUUAAACACCACUUCCUCCCAGAGGUUCUUCUUGGUGGAGGGACUCUCUCCUUGGAGCCGGCAUGUACUCAGGCUGCAGGCCUGCACAGCACAGGGCUGUGGCAAGGGACCAAUGGUGGAUGUGCAUACAUUAGAGAUGGCCCCAGAAGGCCCUAUACUGUUGGAGCUGGCCAAUCAGAGUUCAAGAUCUCUCAGAGCACAUUGGACAGCCCCUCCUAGAGCCAAUGGGAACCUUAGCUACACAAUAUACUACAAAAGCAAAGAUGGUGAUGGUGCAUUGGAUGGAGGUACAGCAGCAGGCGUCUGGUUGUCUGUGACUGACCUGCAGCCUUACACUAGCUACAGCUUCUGGAUCAGAGGUUGUAAUACACAGGGUUGUAUUGAGAGCCUGCCACUCAGUGUUACCACACUGCCAGCAGCCCCUGAUGGAUUGUCACCUCCAACUCUAGCCCAUGCAACUAAUGCCAGUCUGAACGUGUCCUGGUCUGCCCCUGUCAACUCUAAUGCACCAGGCCCACUCUACUACAGUCUGCAAAUGAGGACAUCCCCACAGAGGCCUAUCAUAAGGCUUUUGGAAAAUGCAACAGACACCUUUUCCUAUUACGUAGAGGGCUUAUCACCAUACACGCCUUACGUGUUUAGAGUGGUGGUCUCGCAUACACACGGGAAGACGGCAAGCCUCUGGACAACCCUUCGCACUGCAGAGGACAGUCCAGGACCAGUAGACACCCCAACUGUAUCAGGGCUUCAACCUCGUAGUGUAUCAAUUACCUGGGUUCCUCCCACACAACCAAAUGGAAUUAUCACAAAUUAUACCCUUUAUCUUUACCCCAGCUCUGUCACUUCUUUACACUAUAAACCCAGUUCAUUCUCCAGCAUCAGGUGGACUCCUAACCCAAGUCUGGUUCCCAGUACAAAGGGUGCAUAUCUAAACUCAGAUCAUAACCCCAGACCAUCAUCCAGUCUAACCACCCACCAAGACUCGAGCCACGUCUCCAUCUUGAAACCUGGCAUUGCAGAUAACCAGAAUGAAUCCACUCAUGUUGUUGAUAUGAGCGAAGGCACCAGUACCUUCUUAUUCCACCCCACUGAACCUGAUAUCACCGGUGUAUCUGCCAGCCUCUCGGUGUCAACACCACAGUAUAGUGCAGUAAACUCUAAUACUGAACAUUUUAUAGAAGAUGGUCCAUUCCAUAGUGCCCCUUCUAGUUCUUUCAGAUCAACACCUCUUUCAGUCACUGUUCUAGGGAAUACCACCAACUACACCUUCCUCAGUCUACUUCCCUACCAGGCCUACAGCUUCCAGGUGGAAGCGUGCACUAAUGCAGGUUGUUCAGUGUCUGAGAGGUCUCAGCAUAUUCGCACCCUCCCAGCUCCGCCUGAAGGGGUUCCUGCUCCUCAUCUUUACUCAGAUACACCCACCUCUGUCCUCUUGUCGUGGGGUACAGCAGAGCGGAGUAAUGGACCAUUAGAACGAUGGGUGAUUGAGCGCAGAGUUGCUGGGACCAAACAAGUCUCCACAGUGGGUCAUCUUCUCCCCGAUCCUUCCCCUCUUUCCUUCCUGGACUCUUCAUCAGCUCUCAGUCCCUGGACUACUUACCAGUAUCGACUUGUGCUCCAUAAUCAAGCGGGCAACACCACAGGGCCCUGGGUCAAUAUUACCACCAGACCUUCUCGACCCGCUGGCCUCAGUCCACCAAGGGUUAAGGUCUUGGGGCCAGCAACACUUCAAGUCACAUGGUCACCCCCUCUUAUUCCUAAUGGAGAAAUUCACAGCUAUGAGAUCCGCCUCCCAGAACCCUGUAUCACAUUCAACACUAGCAAUACUUCUGAGCUUAACACCACUGUAACGGACCUUGUUCCAUAUACAAAUUACAGUAUCACUGUGUUAGCAUGCUCAAAGGGUGGAGGACAUAUUGGGGGAUGCACAGAAAGCCUGCCAACUCAAGCUACCACAUUACCCACAAGACCUGAAGGGCUUUCACCGCUGUCAGUAGUAGCAGUCAGUGAAUCUUUCCUAGCCAUUUCAUGGGAACCACCGAGCAGGCCCAAUGGACCUAAUAUAAGAUACAAGUUGCUCAGACGUAAAACCCACCAGCCCCUGGCCAUCACCACAGUUCCCACAUUAACAGCCCAGUCUCCACCCCCCUCCGAAGAUCUCCAUCGCUGGCUCCAUGUUUACUCCGGCACCAAAUUGUUCUACCAAGAUAAAGGCCUAAGCAGAUUCACCCGUUACCAGUACCAGUUAGAGGUUCAUAAUGAUGUGGGCAACACGUCUGGAGAGAUCGUUACAGCAGUGACCAUGGCUGGGGUUCCCCUCCACCCUCCAUCUCUGUCUGCCUCUACUAUCAAUCACACUGCUAUACAGGUCAACUGGACACAACCAUCUUUACAAGACCUACAGGGUGAAGUGGAAUAUUUCUUUCUCACAGUGGAGUCUCCAGAGCCAAGUCUGAUCUUAACUUUCACCCCUGAGAUCACCUCUACAGUGAUAAGUGACCUCUGGCCCAGUACCACAUAUCUGGUGUCAUUACAAGUGUCCAACGGAGCUCAUAAUACAUCUAAGGCAGUGGUUAAUGUCACCACAGCAGAUGGAAAGCCAGAGGGGAUGUCUGCCCCAGAGGUGGUUCCAGUAAACAGCAGCACAGCACGUGUCCUCUGGAUCCCUCCUCUUCGACCCAAUGGUGCAGUCACUGGUUACAACAUCUAUGUUAAUGAUCGCCUUCAUGGCAAUGUAGACAACAGCUCAGGGUCAUACCUGCUGAGGGACCUACUGCCUUUUACUGUCUACAAUAUACAGGUGGAGGUGUGCACAGUGUAUGCAUGCGUCCGGAGCAACGUUACCAGAACUACUACUGUGGAGGACCUGCCUGCUGACUUUGCAACACCACAUGCCCAAGUGAUAAGUCCCAGGGUGGUGAGAUUAGAUUGGUCCCAUCCAGGCAGACCCAGUGGGAUCAUGCUGGGCUUUGAGGUUUUAAGACGUACCCUCAGAUCAUGUGCUGGUGGGUCAACAGGGAUCACAUCCGCCGUGGGGGAGGAGUUAAAUGGCACAGGUGGUUUAAGGUUUAGAUGUUCCUACCUGCAGUGUCCGGCAAGUCAUGGUGUGUGCAGCACAUCCUGCUUCCAUCCAGACCUACAGGUUUGCUGCGGUGGAGUAAUUUACACAAAGAAGCCACAUCAUCACUGCUGUGAGGACAGCUAUUUGAGUUUGAAUAACUCCUCCAACCCAGUCUGCUGCAAUGGCAAACUAGUCCCAUCUCUUCCUGACCAUCAGUGCUGUGGAGGAUAUUAUGUCCAUGUGAAAACCAGUGAUGAAUACUGCUGUCCUGACCACUCGCAGGGCCGGGUCUCUGUGGGGCUGGGUGACAGCUGCUGCGGGGGGGUUCCUUACUCAGUGACAGGCGGCCAGCUCUGCUGUAGUGGGACCCUUCAUGAUGGCUAUGGGGUCCAGUGCUGUGGAGGCCAAAUCGUGGAUAAAACACUGGUGUGCUGCGGUGAUGCUGAGAGGGGUGCAGUGCAUAAAUAUGCUCCAGGUUUCAUCUGCUGUGGUCACGAAUAUGUAAACUCUUCAACAACUCUUUGCUGUGUGGGCAAUGAAGGAUAUCCCACAAUGCACCCUGCUGGCAAUGCCACGGUGACACUCCGCUGCUGUGGUUCAAAGGUCAUACAUCAGGAUCAGGAAUGCUGCAGUGGGAUUGGCUUUGACCCCCAACGACAUGUGUGUGCGGACAGACCCACGCCUGGUCUGGUAAUAGAGCACCAGUGUUUGCAGGGCGCUGUGUGUCCUGUGGCUGCAGCAUCUACAGCUUACUGCGGCUCCUGUGGCCUUGAUCCAUCUAUGACUGCGUGCACAUGGGUCCUGUCUGCGCACACACACCCUGAGACACAAUCCACAACAUACUCACCGUUCAUCAGCAUCACACAGGAAACUCGCACUGCGGACCUGUCUGCACAUACAAACAGAAGUAAUGACAGUUACAAACUGUUUGACUCACGCAGUCACGCACACACUGACAACAAGCAGCUGAAGGGAAGCAUGUGCCCAUCGCAUGAGGAGGUAGUGUACAGUGGAGAUGCCACCGUAUAUACAUUUACAGACUCUGACCUGGAGCCUUUUACCACCUAUGAGUACAGAGUGAGAGGCUGGAACAGCUUUGGUCGAGGCUCCAGCAAUGUUACAACAGUGACGACUACUGAGGACAAACCAUGGGGAGUGGCACCACCCCGCUGGAGCCACCUAGGUGAAAGAGAUGAUAUCAUCCAGUUGCAAUGGCAAGCACCUGCCCGGAGUAAUGGGGAGAUUACCCACUAUGUUAUACUGCGUGAUGGACAAGAGCGUUACCGUGGGGAUGAAAACAGCUUUACUGACGUUGGUGGGAUCAGGCCUUUCCAGGAAUACAGUUACCAGCUGAGGGUCUGUAACCGGGCUGGUUGCAUUGAUAGUACACAGGUGGUGGCAGUAACAGUCCAGGGUGUCCCAGAGGACGUGCAACCUCCCGUGGUAACAGCCGUAAGCCCCUCCUCCCUCCACGUGAACUGGUCUGAACCUACUCUUCAAAAUGGAAAAAUACAGCGGUACCACCUGACCCAGACUGGUGUUGGAACUAUAUUCACGCACAUCGAUGGACCCAGAAAUUUCACAGUGACUGGUUUGCAGCCAUACACAGAGUAUAGUUUUGUGCUUGUGGCCUGUACGUCUGUGGGAUGUGGAGCCAGCUUACCAUCCACAGGACGCACCUUGCAAGCCAAGCCUGCUGGUGUGUGGUCGAAGCCCAGACACCUAGUAAUAAACACAUCUGCAGUGGAGCUGUACUGGGAUGAGCCAUCCCAACCUAAUGGACACAUCUCCCAGUACAGGCUGAACAGAGACAGUCAAACUAUUUUUACCGGAGACCACCGUGACCGGAAUUUUACGGACACUGGACUCUUGCCAAACCGCAGGUACUUGUAUGAGCUGGAGGCUAGUACGGGGGGUGGGACUGGUGUGAGUGACAAAUAUGUUAUACAAACACCAGUCUCGUGCCCCUCUGGGAUCCCACCUCCACACAAUGUGACAGUGUCAGGCCCCUACUCCAUAUCUCUUGCCUGGUCCCCUCCUGGUCAACUAAAUAACAGCCAGCCCAUGAACUACAACAUCCUGUUAAAUCCAGGGAGUGAAGGUGCAAUAAUACAGCAUGCUGGACAAGACCUGCACCUCACUGUGACAGAUCUAAAGCCUUUCACCAUUUACUACAUAAGAGUGCAAGCCUGUCAGAUAGAGGGCUGUGGAGUAGGAGAUGGUGUCUUUGUGCGGACUUUAGAGGCCACCCCAGAAAAUCUGCUCCCCCCCACAGUAAAGGCAAGUGAAGCCAAUGUUCUGGAGAUUCACUGGUCAGCUCCCAAGAAACCAAAUGGACUCAUCACCUCCUACCAUAUAUACAGGCGUCCAUUAGGAACACAGGAGGAGCUGCUGGUUUUCAUCUGGUCUAGUGGGCCUCUUGAAUUUUUUGACGCGAGUCCUGCUCUUCAGCCCUUCAGCUACUAUCAGUACAGAGUUCGUGCCCACAACUCUAGAGGCUCAGUUCUGAGUCACUGGGCUUUGGGCCAGACAUUAGAGGCAAAACCACAAGAUAUGGCCGUUCCCAUUGUCACUCCUUCGGGUGCGUAUUCAGUCCACCUAAAAUGGAGUGAACCAGGACAGCCCAAUGGUCUCAUUUCCCAUUAUAGGCUGAUUUACAGGAAGCACCAAAAGGACCCAACGCUCAACUCAACUAUUGUUACUGCUCUCACUGUAGAGGAUUCACAGCUAGAGGCAAUAGUCUAUGGUCUUGAACCGUACACUCAGUACAGUCUACGAGUAGAAGCUUUGAAUCGGGCAGGCAGUGUGUCCAGUCCGUGGGUGGACAUUAGGACCCUGGAGGCUUCUCCAGCUGGCCUGCCUAACUUCACAGUGGAGCAGAGAGAGCAGGGCAGGGCGUUACUGCUCAGCUGGGAUCCACCACAGUCUCCAAAUGGAGUCAUCACGAUGUAUAACUUGUACAGCGAGGGGAACCUAGAGUUCAGUGGUUUGUCACGUAGUUUCCUUUUUCGGCGUUUGGAGCCAUGGACCGUUUAUACGCUGACUCUUGAAGCUUGUACCUCAGCAGGCUGCACACGCAGCCCUCCUCAGCGCAUUGCCACAGCAGCAGCACCACCUGCUUCCCAGUCUCCCCCUAGGCCUCUCUUUGUUGGCUCAGACCAGGUGUCACUUACCUGGGGCCCUCCUUCUCAACCCAACGGGCCAAUUAAAGAAUAUUUCUUACUUGGGAGGCGUUUGGAACAUGAAGCGAGUGGGAGAAGUAAAGAAGAGGAUAUUGAAAGGGGGAAAAUCCUCUUCAGAGAAGCAUCCCCACAACAGGCUGAAACCUACUCCUAUACAGUAUCUGGUUUGCGCCCAUGGACACAGUAUGAGUUCAGUGUCUGUACUUAUAACCCAGCUGGGCACACUUGCAGCCCUUGGGUAACUGUAAUGACCAGACAAGCCCCCCCUCGUGGCUUAGCGCCCCCAACAGUGAGUCAUCUCCAGGGCCGGCCCAGUGAGGUAGUGGUGUCCUGGACUCCUCCUUUGGAGCCUAAUGGAGUACUUCAGUCUUAUAGGAUUAAGAGAAACAACGUCAGUUUCUCUUUCAGUUUUGACCCCACUGUUCUCAGCUACACAGACGAAGACCUCCUGCCUUUUUCAGCAUACAGCUACUCAGUCAUAGCCUGCACGUCUGAGGGAUGUAUCACCAGUCCUCAUACAAACAUCACAACUCUAGAGGCUCCUCCUGCCAUAGUGGAAGCUCCCAGAGUGGACAAAAUCACAUCCAAUAGUAUGCAUGUUUCCUGGAGUAAACCACUGACACAGAAUGGAGAGGUGACUCAAUAUGUGCUGAAACUUAACAAUGAACAGGCUUAUCGUGGAAGAGACCUAAAUACAGUCUUGUCAGGCCUGCAGCCACAUACAUCAUAUACACUGGUUCUGCUGGCUUGUACUAGUGGUGGAUGUACUGCCAGCCUCACAAUGUCCACUGCGACAGAGGAAGCUCCUCCCACAGGCCUGUCUGCCCCGUCACUUAAGGUUACUGGCCCAGAGUCAGUGGAGAUUAGCUGGAGACCACCAGAGCACCCUAAUGGCAUCAUCACCGGGUACGAACUCCGUCGAGAUGGAGAAGUUAUCUAUGUUGGCACGGAGACGCAUUACCACGACUUCAUACUUUUGCCAAGCGUGGAAUACAAUUAUGUUGUCAGGGCCAACAACAGCAGAGGCGCUGUGAGCAGCACAGUAGCCACUGCAAAGACGCAUCCAUCAGCUCCGUCUGGUGUGGGUCUCCCAACAUUAACACCUGUAGGACCAAACCAGGUGAGAGUAGAGUGGCAACCUCCAGCCCGUCCUAAUGGAGACCUAGUGAGUUACACUGUUUAUCAAAGAGAUCCAGUCCAGCUCAGCAUCAUCAGCAGUGACUUCACUCCACAAGAUGGUGCCUUCUCAGAAAGACACACUAUUCUUCAUGGGCUGGCUCCUUACCACAGGUAUGAAGUGAGGGUGGAAGCUUGCACAGCACUAGGUUGUUCCUCCAGUGACUGGUCAUCUAUACUCACGCUGGAGGCUCCCCCUACUGGACAGACAGCACCACUGUUAGACCUCCAACCUGACAAAGACACUAAACUACAGACCAGCUUUCUACUCACCUGGUCCCCUCCAGCUCAGCCAAAUGGUAGGAUCCUGUAUUAUGAGGUGCACCGCAGACUGGAUAGCCCCACGGCCACCCACAACAGUGAUGCAGCAACAGCUGUCUACAGGAAUUCCUCUACUACGUGGAAAGAUAAUGGACUCCACCCAUACACUGUAUACCAGUACCAGGUGUGGGCAGUUAAUUCAGCUGGUCAUUCAGCCAGUCCAUGGGUGAGUGGAAGAACAGGGCCUGCCCCACCUCAGGGUGUAGGACCCCCUAUUUUUCUGCACGUUUCAGCAACGUCAGCUGUAGUGGACAUCCAUGCUCCUGCCCAACCCAAUGGGAUUAUUAGUCUUUACAGAGUGUUCUCACUGGACCACAACAACCACAGUCUGCUCUCAGAGGGUACAUCGCAUCCGCAGACACUCCACGAUUUACGUCCCUAUACCCAGUACUGGGUAGGAGUGGAGGCCUGUACUUGUUAUCAGUGCUGUAGCCGUGGUCCGCUGAGUGAGCUCCACACUCUUGCUGCUCCCCCAGCCCACCAGCCUCCUCCUCGCCUUGUCACCGUGACCUCCCGCUCUGUUCAGAUGGAAUGGGAUGAGCCUUUGUCACCCAAUGGACUCAUCGAAAGCUGUGAGCUUCACCUCAGAUCGCCUUGCCCUCAGCCCUCCCAGCCUAUACCCCUGCCUUGUAUUGAAGGACCAACAGAAAUCUGUUUUUUUGGUAAAAAGCGGAGCUACAAUGUUACAGGUCUCGAACCGUACUCCACAUAUGAGCUCAGAGCUGCCUGCUUUAAUAACAUGGGCAACACUGCCUCCAACUGGACUACUGUCCACACUCUCAGUGAAGCCCCCCAGUAUGUAUCCCCCUUCUCAGUAGACAGUAACCUGACUGUUAUUUGGCUGGACUGGACUGGCUCUUUCUCCCUGAACGGAUACCUGAAGGAGUACAGCGUGACUGAGAGCCAGCUGAGGAUCUAUACCGGCUUCUACAGCUAUCUCCAUGUUCCACGCACCUCACAGAAAACUCUGUCAUUUCAGGUGACUUGUACCACAAAGAGUGGCAGUGCCAGCACUCCCACCAUCAGAUAUAGCCCAGCCACAGGCCUUGCUCCUCUUGACCCUGUAGACAGUGGUAAACAGGGUGUCAGCAUGUCAGCCACACCAGUGUACUCUGAACUGUGGUUCAUCCUGCUGUUAGCCCUUCUGGGUCUAUUUUUGCUAGCCAUACUGCUGGGCUUAGUGCUACAAAGAGCCUUGAGGAAGAAUCCAUCAGCCAGAGAGCGCCCUCCGCUGGUUAUGCUUCAGAAGACAAGAAAAGCUGGGGGAGAGACUUACAUGGUGAGAAACGGACAGGAGAUGCAGCACAAAAACAUAAAACGCGCCUGUCCUGAGCUGUGCUCUAAGCAUCACUCCGGCUCUGUGCUCCUCCCUGAUCUUCCCACAGGUCUGACAGACACAAAGAUAGUGAGCAGCAACUCACAGUUCAGCCCCAUCUCUGUGCUGCGGGUUCCCAGCCAAGCAGACCUCAGCCAGGCCUACUCCCAGCAUUCCUUGCACCGCAGUGUAAGUCAGCUAAUUGACAGGAAGUCAAUGAUGAUGGAGGAAGGAAGCUGGGACAACCCACUGGCACACGAUUCUGGACUGUAUGUGGAGGAAGAUGAGCUUGUGGAUGCCAUCAAGGCCUUAAGUUCUGUGAAAAAGGAGCACACCAUGUUCACUGACACUCAUCUUUAAGACCUGUCAGGUUUCACAGUUGCCAUUCGGACCUAGUUGUAAAACAAACUAGUAAAACACUGUUACAUGCUAUUUGCACAGGCGGUGCUAAAUACGAUCUACUCAAUUAAAAACAUAAGUUAAACAACACACGUGUUAUGAGGUAUUAAUUAAAGCAGCAUCAUAAACUUUCCGUCACUUCAUUAGGUAUACCUCUUCAACUUCUCAUUUACUCACUAAAUAUUUAAUCAGGCAAUCAUAUGGCAACAGCUCAAUGCGUUUAAACACCUAGACACAGACAAGAUGAGCUGCUGAACUUCAAACUAAGCAUCAGAAUGUGGAAGAAAGGGGAUUUAGGUGAGUAUGAAUGUGGCAUGGUUGUUGGUGCCAGACCGGCUGGUCUGAGUGUUGAAGAAACUGCUGAUUUACUUGGAUUGUUUCACACAAUCAUCUUUAGGGUUUCCAGAGAAUGGUCUAAAAAAAAAAGUGAAAAACUGUGAAAAAUUUAUAUUUUCUGUUUUUCAGACCAGUGUCAGUUGUCUGGGCAAAAAUCCCUUGUUGAUCGUAGAGGUCAGAGGAGAAUGGGCAGACUGUUUUGAGCUGAUAGGAAGAUGAGAGAUACUCAAAUAACUUCUCAUUACAGUCAGUGUAUGUAGAAGAACAUCUCUGAACAUCUCUGGUGCCUCUCCUGUCAGCUAAGAAUAGGAAACUGAGGCUACUCAUCACAGUUGGUUAAUUGAAGAUUGGCAAGUGUUGCCUGAUCUGAUGAGUCUGGAUUUCUGUUGCAAUGGUAGGGUGAGACUUAAGUGUAAAUAACAUUGAAGCAUAGAUCCAUCCUGCAUUGUAACAGUGGUUCAGACUGCAGGUGGUGCUGGUGUAAUGAUGUGGGGGAAAUUUCCUUGACACAUAUUUUCUUGGGAUAUUUUCUGGGCCCCUUGGCACCAAUUUAACAUAAUUUAAAUGACAGUCUACCUGAGUAUUGUUGCUCAUUCAGCAAGUCGCAAAGCUCAAAUCAUUUCAAACUGUUUUCUUGAACAUCAGAGGGAGUUCACUGUACUCAAAUGGCCUCCACAGUCACUGAUCUCAGUCCAGUAGAUCAUCUUUGGGAUGUGGUAAAAAAUAAGAGUCACAUCAUGGCUGUGCAGCAGACAAAUCUGCAACAACAUUGUGUUUUGCUAUGAUUUCAAUAUGGACCAAAAUCUCUGAGGAAUGAUUCCAGCAACUUGUUGAAUCUAUGCCACGAAGAGUUAAUGUAGUUCUAAAAGCAAAAGAGGGUUCCACUCAUUACUCGCAAGGUGUACCUAAUGAAGCAGCCAGUGGGUGGAUAUAAGUAAUAUAUUAAUAUUCUGACAAAUUUCAGAUUUAGAGUUGUAAACAGAUAACCAAACAUAAUGCAGGAAAGAGAAUAUAAGUAUAAUACAAGUAUAAUAAGUAUAAUUUUAGCCCACUUUGUGUAUGACUUGAAUACAGUUCACAUGUGGACACAGUCAGCAGUGACACAAAAUCGGUCAUUAUUCCGAGUCUGUUCCUUAAAUGUAUCCAUUCGUGAUUGUUAUCCAGUAUGUAGUAUCAGACCGUGCUUAUAUUACGGUCCAGAAGAGCCCUUAAAGGACUCUGAGCAAAUGUUCUGAUUGUAUUAUGAUACACUGUUUGCCAACUGUUAGAGGUUUAGUCGUUUUUGAAAAGUGCAGAUUUACUUUAGCAGGUUUAUCACCUGAGACCACCAUAGAAAUGAAUGUUAAUUAAUCUGAGUCUAUUCUUCAUCCACCAGUAAUUAUGCCUAGUAAGCUUUCACAGUAUAGGAGCUGUAGUUGUAAUGAGAAACAUGGGCUUGAUGUAGUUUUAUUAUAAAAAAUGCCAACUGUUUUUUUAAUGUGUUAUAUGUGGCUAGGAAUCACAGAUGUGCCGUCUGAUUGUUGCGAUUACGUGAACUUGAAAGCUCAGUCUGAAAUUCGGUCAGUUGUGUGUGUGCUGUUCAGUGCAAUCUCAGUUUUGAGGAAGUGGCAGUGAUGUAGUCAAGUCUUUCUUAGCUGUAAGUGAAGAUACACGUUUGGGUUUCAAAGUGCAUUCGUCUGGAUUCUGAGGUAUUUGUGGCUUUUGGUAAUUUUCAUCCUGCUAUUAAGAAGAUCAAAGUAAAAGUGGCAAAAAAUCUCUGAAAUUUAAUUGUUUAGUUGUUUUUUUUAUGCAGAAUUGAAAGAUAGCUUAUAUUAGAUUGAAUAUAGAGACAGUAUUUAUUAAUAAGAGGUGUUGGCUUUCUGUGUAAUAUUGAUGAGUUUGAUGUUUUGUGUACAAUAUUGAAGCCUAUUGUAUUAUUACAAAAUUAUUUUUCUUCUUUUUUUUACAUGAUGACAGUAUUAUUUAUGAUUGUUGUAUUUACAAAAGUCUUAUUUAUAGAUGAUUCAUUUGUCUGUGGUUGUGUUUUUAUC
This is a messenger RNA of Oreochromis aureus, 19375 nucleotides long. It is a transcript of the gene ush2a, whose product is annotated as Usher syndrome 2A (autosomal recessive, mild). The transcript is spliced from 94 exons. Gene Ontology annotation, molecular function: protein binding. The coding region runs from base 159 to 16970 and encodes 5603 amino acids. NCBI's taxonomy places the organism in Eukaryota, Metazoa, Chordata, Actinopteri, Cichliformes, Cichlidae. The record is from RefSeq and is a predicted model, not a curated record.